Aphis gossypii (cotton aphid) is the source of this 1731-nucleotide messenger RNA. Its product is annotated as zinc finger MYM-type protein 1-like. The record is from RefSeq and is a predicted model, not a curated record. Lineage: Eukaryota; Metazoa; Arthropoda; Insecta; Hemiptera; Aphididae. The transcript is spliced from 5 exons. The coding region runs from base 1 to 1731 and encodes 576 amino acids.
AUGAAAACUUUACUUUUAGGUGUUGAAGAUUCCAACAAUAGUUUUGGUGACGUUUUGGCUUAUAAGAACCAUUAUGAAGAAGAACAACUACAAAACUCAAGUAGUAAUGAUAGCGACAAUAGUGACGAGGACAUGAGUUGUGCUACAUUUGUUGAUGGUAUUGAUGUACAUUCCUCUUUAGAUUCUUGUACACUUGAUAUAUCAAAAACAACACCAGGUCCAAAAGAUCUUGCUCAACAUUUAAAUAAUGGACCAAAACAACCUAUAUUAGUAUUUUAUCCAAAAACAAAGUUUUCUAAUAGAAUGAGACAUUUCUCAGAUACGUGGUAUAAAAUGUUCAACUGGAUCGAGUACAGUGUAAUGAAUGAUGCAGUGUAUUGUUUUCCUUGUCGUUUCUUUUCUAAACAUUAUGACUUAAACACUGUGUUUAUUACAAUUGGUUUUAAACAUUGGAAAAAAGCUUUAGACAAAGGUUCAGGAUUUAAACGACAUGAAUCAAGUAGUGAACACAAAAAAUGUCAAGUUAUGUUGGUAGAAUAUACAAGCAUGAAAAUAAAAAAUACAUCUGUGUCAUCUUUAAUCAAUGAGGCUCAUUUGAAGUUGGUAAAAGAGAAUCGUAAAUACAUUCAGUAUAUUGAAAAAGUGUUAUUAUUCACUGCUGUUCAAGGAAUUGCUCAAAGAGGGAGCAAUGAAAGUGAAAACAGUGUCAAUCGUGGUAACUUUUUGGAACUUGUGCACUUGCUGGAAUAUUUCAAUGAUGAUUUUAAACAAAAAAGACAGUCACUUCCAAAUAAUUCAAAGUACACUAGCCCGAGCAUGCAGAAUGAAAUACUUACAGUUUUUAGUCAAAUGGUACGUGAUAAAAUCAGUAAAGAAUUACAAAAAUGUGAAUACUUUGCAAUUAUGGUUGACGAAACAAAGGAUAUCAGUAAAAUUGAGCAGUUGUCUGUAGUAUUGAGAUAUUAUCUAGAUGGUAUUAUCUAUGAAAGAUUUAUGGGUUUUCGUGCUGCUGGAUCUUUAUGUGCUACAUCAUUAUUUACAUAUAUUAAAGAAAUACUUGCUAUCAGCAAUGUUGACAUAAAAAAGUGUGUGGGACAAACAUAUGAUGGUGCUAAUGUAAUGAGUGAUACCUGUAAAAAUGUAUCUGGAGUUAGGAUGUUUUUUGAUUUAAUUGAAAGUCUUUAUGUAUUUAUUUCUGGUUCUUCUAUUCAUGCUCAAUUUAUUGAUAUUCAAAAUGCCAUGAAAUUAGUGCCAAAAGUUGAACUUAAGCGUAUUUGCUUAACUCGAUGGACAGCCCAAGUAUUUGCAUGUUUAACAAUGAAAAAAGCACUUAGUCCUUUACUUGUACUAUUAAAUAAAUUAGUAUAUGAAAGAGGAGAUCGUGCUGUAGAAGCUACUGGGUUACUUCAUCAAAUUGAUUUUAAAUUUAUUUUAAAUUUAGUAAUGUUCUGUUAUAUCUUACAUAUGUUUAAAGGAAUAAGCGAUUAUUUACAAAAUACAAGUGGUGAACUAGCUAAUGCGUUGAUUUUAAUUUCAUCUUUGGAAUCAACCCUUCAAGAUAUGAGAUAUUGUCUGAUAUGGAGAGGAGUGGUAUUGGGUACAAAACAUAGAAAGGGGCCAAAAAAUAUUGGCCCCCUUAUAGACAAAUGUCUGGUUACGUGCCUGUUCAUAGCUAAAUGUGAUAUUAUUAAAGGUCGACCUCGUAGACGAAUAAUUUCAGAUUUUACGUGA